UGACCAAUCAAGUGCUUGCGGCGUCUCGCUCGCGUGCAGUCAGUGUUGUUAAAAAGGAAGCGAUGUAGAAGAACAUGAAUGCCAUCACAAACAGCAACAGAAGAGCUGCAGAGGAAAGCGAAUAAGGCGUGGCGCUUCAACCCCGCAGAUCUGAGAAGAAUGAUUGUAAAAGGAGGCGGGGCCAGAAAUGAUGUCAAUCGUGUUAUGUUGAUGUACAUUAGUUACGUACUCGCGGUCUCGACACAUGAGAAGCCGCUUCUCCAGGUGAACGCGCUCCAGUGCUGGGGACAACACAGACGAGGUUGUGUGUGUCCAUGCAUGCUUGAGAAGGUUUGGGAUCAGGAUGGACGUGGAGGAGACCGGAGCAGGUCAGGUGGAGACAGUGGCCUCAGAGGAGGAGGCACCAGCUCCCAAACGUGGGAGAGGACGACCCCGCAAACCACAACAGGAGCCUGUUGAAGCUUCUGCUCCCAGGAGGCCGAGAGGAAGGCCAAGAGGCAGUAAAAAUAAAGGCCAGCGAGUCACAGCCAAAGUAGAGCCACCUAGAGAACGGAGACCACGAGGUAGACCAAGAAAAUGGCCUCAGAAGACGGUUCAUCAAGAAGAACAGCAGCCUCAUCCUGCGGUUCAAGGGGCGGAGUCAACAGAGGAGCCGCCCAUUCAGACUCCGCCUGCUGCGUUAGCAUCGCAGGAGAGCGACUAAAACUACCUCAGUGAUGACUUUGUUACUACGUUGGGGGUAAUUCUCCAUCUCAGCUGCCUCCAUGUACACUGUUAAAAGUGAAAAUGUGCCAGUGCUCAAAUCACGCCCUAAAUUUCAGGAAAGAUCAGACUACAUUUUUCAAAAGUGACACCUAAAAUCUGUGUACUACCAACACAAGCCUUUAUGAUGAACACCUUUCUGCAAGUUACACUGAACUGGAAAUGAUAUCUUCUCUUUUUGUUUAUUAUUUGGAUUCUUAAAGGAGUAGUUCACCCGAAAAUGGAAAUUUGCUGAAAAUGCACUUACACUCAGGCCAUCCAAGAUGUAGAUUCUUCAUCAGAACAGAUUUGGAGAAAUUUAGAAUUCUAUCAGUUGUUCACUAGUGGAUCAACUGCAGUGAAUGGGUGCCGUCAGAAUCCGAGUCCAAACAGCUAAUAAAUACAUCAGAAGUAAUCCAUACGACUCCCAUCAAUUAGUAUCUUGUGAAGUAAAACAAAUCUGUGUUUGUAAGAAACAUAUCCAUCAAGAUGUUGCUUCUGGCUCGAAUAAGAGUUAAUAAUCUAUUAAUAAAGCCUGAGGGUGAGCACAUUUUCAGCAAAUCUUCACUUUUGGGUGAACUAUUCCUGUAGUCAACAAGAAAUCAAAUUUGAACUUAAAACAUAUUUUAUUGUGCGCAGUUUGGCAUCCAGAAACUGUAGUAUGCCUUGUUCUUUUAAAGAAAUGACUCCAAAAUAACAAGAAAAAAACCAUGAACUUGUUUUGCUUAGGACCUUUAUUUAAUGUUCAAGAUCUUGGGAUUAAAAAGGAUUUUAAAAUGUAGAAGCUGUAAUCAUCACAGUGUAUGGAUGAUGCCUGGGUUAUAUAGGUUUAAUCUUCUCAGGAUUCUAGAAACAUUGUAUUGCCAAAACUUGAAAUUUACUCCUCAAUCAACUUUUUAAAUCAUUGAUCUUAUGUAAUGUUCUUUUUAUUCUUUUAUUUUAAUGUUUACAAUGGAAAGAAUAGAUUCAAUUGCAUCUAUUUACACCAAAGAAGAAGAAUGAUCUGAUCAAAGAUGUAAAACCACAAUCAUUAAAAUUCACAUGAUGAUGGUGAAACUCAGUACCUCAACAUCAGACACCUCAAAGAUUUUGUUUGCUCAUUCUAUGGAUGAUUUGACAUUUGUUUUUAAAUGCAUAUAUUGUCACUUAGCAGUCUAUAAUUAACUUUUUGUUUUAAAUCAUCCAGUGUAAUUUGUACUGCUAUGAACUGUGUUAUUGCGCUGAUAUGGGACUGAUGUUUAAAGAAUCUCCUAAUGUCAACAAAGGUGUGUUGUGUUAAAUAUUAUAGUUCAUUUACAGUAGAUGCACUUAAAAACAGGUGUAAUGGUUCCUUUUUCUGAUCAGGAAGUUUCUGGUGUGAAGUCAAUUCAUUGUUCAGAUGCAUCAUGGUAUAUGUCGUCAGUUCAGUCAUUUACUUGUUAAAACAUUUGACAAUGUGCCUUAUAAAUACAGGCUCAGGUAACUUACCUCUUUUUUUAUAUUCCUCAAGGCCAGUAAUGCUGUUUAUGCAGCCGUUUCUCAAUGAAUAAAGUUCCAGUUUGAGACAUGUUUACAUCA
Carassius auratus (goldfish) is the source of this 2298-nucleotide messenger RNA. Its product is annotated as high mobility group protein HMGI-C. NCBI's taxonomy places the organism in Eukaryota, Metazoa, Chordata, Actinopteri, Cypriniformes, Cyprinidae. Gene Ontology annotation, biological process: regulation of DNA-templated transcription. The record is from RefSeq and is a predicted model, not a curated record. Bases 344 to 703 code for a protein of 119 amino acids. Gene Ontology annotation, cellular component: nucleus; chromatin. The transcript is spliced from 6 exons. Gene Ontology annotation, molecular function: DNA binding; transcription coregulator activity.